Scleropages formosus (Asian bonytongue) is the source of this 1725-nucleotide messenger RNA. RefSeq names its product sperm-tail PG-rich repeat containing 2 (gene stpg2). Bases 1 to 1725 code for a protein of 574 amino acids. The transcript is spliced from 14 exons. NCBI's taxonomy places the organism in Eukaryota, Metazoa, Chordata, Actinopteri, Osteoglossiformes, Osteoglossidae. The record is from RefSeq and is a predicted model, not a curated record.
AUGUAUGAGAGAGCAGCCAGGGUAACCCUCCAAACCGUGGGCAGCACCCCGGCCAACGUAGGACCAGGAUCGUACCAUGUCAGUCUUCUCGAACCGAACCAAUCAGAGAGUUAUGCCCCAUUUCUGUCACUGACCAGAAGGGAGACGAUAUUCCAGAGGUCUGGAAAUAAAGAGCAGUCGCCUGGACCCGGACAGUACAAUCCCUCUCUUCCUCAGAACCACAUCCCAGGGGGGAGAAGCCUUCAGAACCGGCUCCAGCGGUUCGAGGAUGCAGUUACCGAGGUCCCGGGCCCAGGAACAUACAACCUGCUUCCGGAACCUUUCGGUGUGAAAUACAGAGAUGCUGAGGGUGAUUCACCAGGGAAGAAAAUGACCAAAAUCACCGGGUACCCGCAGCAUCCUGACAUCCCGUCCAUUCCAUCACCGGGCCAGGCCUAUGGCUAUGUGGAGAAUCAGGACGGGCUUCUGUGCAGGCAGGUGCCACCUUCCAGGGACCAAACCCUGGGCCCGGCCUUUUACAACCCAGAGCCGGCAGAGAACUCAUCCUUUCAGAAGUACAGGGGAGUGCACUUUGGGAAGAUGACUGGGAAACGGUGCGAGGUGAAGGUGGUCGAGGGCCCUGGACCUGGGGCAUACAGUCCGGAAAAGAGCCAUAAGAUCGUCUAUGAGAACAUCAACGUGAGGAAGGAGCUGGAGAGCAAGGCGGAGCUGUUCAUCCCACGCUACCAUGAAGUAGUCUCCCUGCAGGAGAUGAAGAAGGGCAUCCCAGGUCCAGGACACUAUCACAUCAAGGGCGUUUUUGAGAAUCCUGCUAAUCCGUCUGCCGUACCCUUCCUGUCCCAGGCCGAGCGUUUUGCCCCAGUGAAGGAGACAGCGCCCCCUGUGGGGGCCUACAGUGACCCACGCUGUGCUCUCGAGCUCCUCAAGAAGAACACAGGACUGAAGAAGAGCCCCUUUUGCCAAAGUUCCACACGCUUUCCCCCUGAUGACAGGAAACCAGAAAGCCCAGGCCCUGGGUCUUACAACGUGUUUGACUACGGCAUGGCCCAGGAUAGCCUGAAGAAGGCCUGUGUAGGGAGCUCCCAGAAAGGGGCCUUCGGUUCCACAGCGCAGCGCAGUCUCGUCUUCGGCAAGAAGGAGGAGGCCUUUGCUCCGGGGCCAAGCGACUACAGGGUAGAGAAGACAGAGGAGCGGUACAAGCAGCAGCACACGGCGGUCUUCAGGUCGGGCACGGAGCGUCUGGCGAGACCUCAGGCGGCUAAGGACACACCUCCUCCCAGCUCCUACAACGUUCAAGAGUCGUUUGAGAAGACACGUGGACGGAGCUCCUACUUACCGCCAAGAAACAAAGGCGCAAGGAAACGGCAGGGCUCCUUUCUGAGCACGGCCCCCAGAAGUUCCUCCUUCCACUGCUCCAACCCAGAUAUUCCAGGGCCGGGACAGUACAGUCCUGCCACCAAAUCCAGCCCAAACCUGGCGCUGAUGGUGUCGCGGGAGGUCCGCUUCGGAGGCCCGAGAGAUGAGACCCCUGGCCCAGGCACUUACAAGCUGAGCCGGGGACUCGUGGACACAGUGCUGAAGAGAACGUUCAAUGUCACCCUGGACAACCCUCUGGCGCCUCAUACCCCGUGCACCCCCCACGCCCACGGGCUGCAGCUGCCAGCCGGAACGCUGCCCUUCGUGACCCCGAACUUCUGGAACAUCCGGCAGCCUAAUGCAAAAUAA